UGGGCGCAUGUCAUCUGUGCUUUGUACAUACCGGAAGUACGCUUUGGGGACGUGCACAGUAUGGAUCCGGUGAUCCUCAGUGAUGUGCCACUCGAACGGUUCGCAUUUUCGGCUGUUGUUGGUAAACUAGCUCCAUUUUUACCUCUCUUUCCCGGUGUCAGUGCACAUUUAGUGCGAACCGAAUUGAGACAGCGGUGA
Messenger RNA from Gongylonema pulchrum, 198 nucleotides. The record is from the annotation of a GenBank genome assembly. NCBI's taxonomy places the organism in Eukaryota, Metazoa, Nematoda, Chromadorea, Rhabditida, Gongylonematidae.